AUGGCGCCUACACAAUAUUUGUUAUCAUCAUUUUUACGAAAAUUCGAGACCAGCUACUUCGUUUGGUGUUUUUCUGCUGGUAUUAUUUUUUUUCUCAUAGUUUGCUUAAAAUAUAGCUUUGGCUAUGAUGCAUUCCGUCAUAAUCAAUUAAAAUCAUAUAUUUCAUCGAAUUCAGAGAUAGGCACAUCGCAUGAAUUGAACAUUAUUGAUUUGAACAUCCGAAUUGUGGAAAACUUUACUUGUUUCAAGACAAAUCGGCUUUUUCAAGUGAUACGUACUACAAUAUGUGUACAUAAUAGAACAGACUUCGUAAGCGCUUAUUAUUAUGGCAGUUCUAUAUAUGAACAAGAUGCACUUCAUUUACUUUUUCGCAUUUUCUUGAAAUAUCAACAUCUUGGUCUAAUCGACGUCGGCGCUAAUAUUGGUACAUACACGAUGUUUGCUGCUGCAAUGAAUCAUUUCGUCAUAGCGAUUGAAUGUUUUAGACCAAACUAUAUGAGAAUCGUUAAGGCCAUUCAGAUGGAAAAGCUUCAAAAGAAUGUAAUACUUAUUGGAAAUGCUUUGUAUUCUCAGCUGGGACUCAAGCUUAGCUUAUCUCAAGAUCCUAUAAAUAUCGGAGGUCAAGCAAUAUAUGAUUCGGGUCCAACAAACAAAUCAUUUGAUAAUCCGUAUGUGGUGAAAACAAUGCGAUUUGACGACUUGCUACCAAUAAUAAAACAGACAAAAAUGCGUUCUUUUCUUCUCAAGGCAGACAUCGAAGGGUCUGAAUAUCAUAUAUUUGAAAGUGGCAAACAAGUUCUUGACUAUUUAGAUAUUCCUAUAAUUUUCAUGGAAUGGGAUAAAAUUCGCUAUCAUAAAGCGCGUGCAACGAAUAUCAUCGAUUUUCUGACUACCCGUCAAUAUAUUGCAACGAUAGAUACUUGUAAACAAGUUAAUGUAACAGUACCUAUAGAACAAUGGCCAGUCAAUAUCUUUUGGACGAAACUCAAUGUUUCUGAAAUCUGCUAA
Rotaria socialis is the source of this 1008-nucleotide messenger RNA. NCBI's taxonomy places the organism in Eukaryota, Metazoa, Rotifera, Eurotatoria, Philodinida, Philodinidae. The record is from the annotation of a GenBank genome assembly.